Molecule: messenger RNA, 1258 nt
Organism: Daldinia caldariorum
Lineage: Eukaryota; Fungi; Ascomycota; Sordariomycetes; Xylariales; Hypoxylaceae
Exons: 1
Coding region: 128-706 (192 amino acids)
Source: RefSeq, a predicted model, not a curated record
AGCUUUCCCGUCUUGCCCACACCUCACAUCUUCCAACUUGGUUUACAUCUCAUUGUGCUAGGCAGCCACAAACCUGUGCCAGCCAUCUCGGAUCGAUAUCUCGGAUCAAUUUCUCGGCUAAACCAAUAUGGCACCACCGUUACAUCGACGCGACGGGAAUGACGCAUUUGAUGCGUACACAGUGGGCGCAUCAGAAACCAAAGAUGCCAGUAAUUCGAUGGCACGUUGGCUGAUAGCUGUAAUCAUUAUCGGAGUCUUGGGCGUGACAUUUCUGGUCGUAUUCCUGGUAUUAUAUGUAACAAGGAGACGACAGCGACUUCAAGAUCAAACAGAUCCUCUCGGAAAAGGGUUUAAGAAACGGAGGUUGAAUCCGAGGGACAGGCAAGCAAUGGAAGAGAUAGAGAGGGCCACGAUGAUUCGGAAGUCCCUAGCGAGCCGGACUUCGUCACGAAACUCUCAGGUUUGGGGCUCGACAGAAUACCAAUUCCAAGAACUCGACCAAGAGGACCGAUCGGAGCCGGCGGCCCCAGCAGAAAAUUGGAAGGAGUUCGAAGCAGGUCAGAGGCCGGUUCCGGGUGUUCAAGACACACAGAUGGGAAUCCAUCCGGCUUUUCUACAGCAACCCCAAUUGACCGUUCCGCCGCCACCGCGAACCCCGUCUCCGAGCCGGGGACCACAACCACCUCGAUUAAUGAUCCCUUUAUAACGAGAUAAUGAAUUUACUAUAUUUACUAUUUUCUCGUAUUUCCCUUCAUCGACUAUUUCAGGUGGAUAUUGGAAGGGUUGACGGCGCAUAUUGAUUGAUACCAUGGGGACCAUGGGGGUCAUCUCGAAGGCGUUUUUAGGCGGAGCGAGCAAUGUUGACACAGUCAAUAUCUAGGGCGUAGGUGAAUUUUAAUUGAUAUAUUUUUGCGCUAUGACCAUUUAUCACGAUGGUAUUAGUGUUGAUUUAGAACUAUUCCCUUAAACAAUAACCACCUGGACAUUUAACCUACACUUAUCUGCAAUAUUGUAUGGAACCGGGGCUGGGAUACUGAAAUCGAUAAACGAGAUCUAGCUACAACUAUAUAUUUGACCGAAGCGGUAUUGGUCAACUGUGUCUAUAAAAUCGAUGUAUCUUGUAUAGUAGUUGGGGCUCACCUAAUUCAAGCCAAAUUGAACAAGGUAUGGCCCUCUCAUUCUUACCGAAUAUUCACAUUACCAGAAUGAGAGCAUGAAUUAAAUAUCAAACCAAUGCAGUGCAAGCCUAUAGCAUUAA